GGGUUGGCGGGUGGACGCAGCGGGGUUAGUGCACAAUGUGUCGGUGGUUCGAGCCUGGCCGCUCGGCGCCUUCAGACAAAGCUCAGCUAACAGGCUAACGGCUUAUUAGCUAGCAGACAGCGAGCGGUAACAUCUGCACAGAUUGUUCGUUCCGGCGGUAAUCUGCUCGGUGUGCGGCGGGAGAGCGACUUAACGGGGACAUAUCCCGUUCAGCGCGCACACAGACGCCUCCACUGCCGCCGGUAACCGUAUUAAAGACAGGUACGGGGUCGGUCGUGCGAUGGGAGUUUGUCUCCUCGGGGGAAACAUUGAGCUGAAGAAUCAACAUCAACAACAGCUGAACUGAACACUAACACACACACACACACACACACACACCUGUGUGCCCUCACACACACACACACACACACACACACCCCCCCCUCGGACCACAGAGGGAGUUGUUUUUUCACCUUCAGGUCAGACACUGCCGUCCCACGGUGCAUUGCUGCGUCACCGUCGUCCACCAUGUCGGACGCCCCCCGAGGCUGCGCCCCCAGCCCCCCUACCCUCACCAACCCGCCCCCACCUGAGGUCACUAAUCCCACCAAACCCGGCAGGAAGACCAACCAGCUGCAGUACAUGCAGAACGUGGUGGUGAAGACUCUGUGGAAGCAUCAGUUCGCCUGGCCGUUCUACCAACCCGUCGACGCCAUCAAGCUCUGCCUGGCGGACUACCACAAGGUGAUCAAGAACCCGAUGGACAUGGGAACCAUCAAGAAACGUCUGGAGAACAAUUAUUACUGGAGCGCCAGUGAGGCCAUGCAGGACUUCAACACCAUGUUCACCAACUGUUACAUCUACAACAAGCCCACAGACGACAUCGUCCUCAUGGCUCAGGCUCUGGAGAAAAUCUUCCUGCAGAAAGUCGCUCAGAUGCCUCAAGAGGAAGUCGCUCUGCUGCCUCCAGCUCCCAAAGGCAAGAACAAGAGCAAACAGCCCGCUGCUGCUACUACAGUGAGUCAGCAGGCGGAGUCUUCAGCCUCCCCUCCCCCCUCCUACCCCUCCCCCUCCCCCUCUCAGACACCUGUCAUCUCAACCACGCCCACACCUGUCCAGACCACGCCUCCUGUCUCUGCCCCGCAGCCCCCGGCAACCAUGAUGCCGUCUGCACUGCCUGUCGUCAAGAAGAAAGGUGUGAAGAGGAAAGCCGACACCACCACUCCAACCACGUCCGCCAUCUCCGCCGGUCGUGCCGACUCUCCGUCCGCUCAGGACACCAAACCGGCCAAACUAGGCUCGUCCCGCCGUGAGGCCGCCGCCCGCCCCGCCAAGACACGCAGGGAGACGGGAGAGGAGGUGGCGGUGGGCGAGGUGGGAGCUGGAGGAGGGGGAGCCGGGGGGAGGAAGGGCAGUAAGCUGGGCGAGCAGAUGAAACACUGCGACGCCAUCCUGAAGGAGAUGCUGUCGAAGAAACACGCUGCCUACGCCUGGCCCUUCUACAAGCCGGUGGACGCCGAGGCGCUGGAGCUGCACGACUACCACGACAUCAUCAAACACCCCAUGGACCUCAGCACCGUCCGGAAAAAGAUGGAUAAAGGAGAGUACAGCGAUCCUCAGAGCUUUGCGACCGAUGUCAGGUUAAUGUUCUCCAACUGUUACAAGUACAAUCCUCCAGACCACGAGGUGGUGGCCAUGGCCCGCAAGCUGCAGGACGUGUUCGAGAUGCGUUUCGCUAAGAUCCCAGAUGAGGGCCUGGAGGCAUCGGUCCCAUCUACAACGCCAUUGGUCAGUAAAAGCACCGCCUCCUCUGACAGCAGCAACAACUCCUCCUCCGACGAAUCGUCCGACUCAGAGGAGGAGCGAGCCACGCGAUUGGCUGAGCUACAGGAGCAGGUUGGUGCUGCCGACCAAUCACAGUUGAAGGCGGUGCACGAGCAGCUGGCCGUCCUGUCCCAGGCUCCGGUUAGCAAGCCAAAGAAGAAGAAAGAAAAGAAAGACAAGGAGAAGAAGAAAGAGAAGGAGAAAGACAAAGGGAACAAGGGCAAGAUGGAGGAAGAGAAGAAGCCCAAGGCCGCCGCUCAGCAGCCUAAACCAGCCAAUCAGAAGAAAGCCCCGGCUAGAAAAGCCAACAGCACGGUGACGGCCACGAGGCAACCGAAGAAAGGCAGUAAGGCGUCCGGCGGCGGCUCAGCCAACGGAGACGACGGCGAGGAAUCGUCCCUGCCGAUGUCGUACGACGAGAAGCGCCAGCUGAGUCUGGAUAUAAACCGGCUGCCGGGGGAGAAGCUGGGCCGCGUCGUCCACAUCAUCCAGUCCAGAGAACCGUCGCUGAGGGACUCCAACCCCGACGAGAUUGAGAUCGACUUCGAAACCCUCAAACCCUCCACACUCCGAGAACUGGAGCGCUACGUCAAAUCCUGCCUGCAGAAGAAACAGAGGAAGCUACUGCAGAAGGCAGCAGGAGGCGGGGCCUCAGGGGGUGGAGCUAGUCGUUUGAGUGGCAGCUCCUCUUCCUCCUCUGAUGACAGCUCCUCAACAGGAACCUCCUCUUCCUCCGACACAGACUGAACACACACACACACACGUUACUGAAUACACACACAGAGGUUUAUGUACACACACAAACACACAGGAACUCAAUCUACACACACACACACAUCCAUGUAAACUUCCAUCCUGAACAAACAUUCACACAAACAAAAGACAGAGAUACACACUCUGAACUUCUUACACACAUACACAUAUAUAAACCCCACACACACACACACACACACACACACACACACACACACACACACGCCCAGACUUGGAGACUGUAUGUAAAUAGGCUGACCUGUUUUUUAGCUCCUAGUGUCGUUUUUUUUUUCCCUGGAGGAACGCAAACAGAAGAGAAGAAGAAGAAAACAACUACUUCCCAGUGAGAGGAGGAGGGAGAGAGACAGGCUGUCUGUCUGUCUGUCUGUCUGUCUGUCUGGGAGUCAUCGUAUUGAUCCUCUCUGAACACUCGAGCCUCGCUGCUGUGAAGGAUUUCUUCUUCUUCCUCUUCCUGGACGGCCGGCUGUGACCCCUGACCUCUGAACACAUUCCAGAAGCAUCUAUAAGCAUCAUGGGAGAGGAGGAGGUGAUCUCAGUGGGUUUAACUCCGAUUGGAAGUGUUUCCUCAGUUUGUCUACGGGGUGGCAACCUCUGUCAGACCAAAUGCAUCAUGGGACACUUAGACUCCCCACUGGAGCCCACAGAGCAGUUCUCAUCAGAUCUGAAACCAGUGAAACUGUUCAGACUCAUUAAUCAUGUUAAAAUAGCCAUUGAUCGUACAAGCUUUGCUUUCCAGACGUUCACAUCGGUUUCAGAACCUGACGAAUCGACUGAUGGAGACCUGAAAGUUGCUGCAGAGAGAAAACAGUUGUGUUUGAUCCUGAUUCAACCUGAGAGCAGAGAGUGUUUUUACUUUAGUUAAAGAGCUUCUGGACAUCUGUCAUCAGUUUAUUCACUCUAGUGUCCUCUAGACCAAAACAUGACUUUAAUUAUUGUGUGGCCUCGUAGUGGAGUCCAACGAGCCGUGAGAUUGAGUCUGAUCUGGUCCUUCGUACGGUCCCUGGGUUCAUGUUACGUUGCACCGAUUCAAACUGAAAUGUACAGUUGAAAGUGGAGGUGUGAUCGGUAGUGCUGCCCCGACUAAAGGACGCCCUCGUCCACGAGUAGUCUUUAGAUAAAGCCGCGUACAGUUAGCGUGGCAGCAGUGGUGCAGCGGUAAGUAACUUCCUGUGUUACAAGAGAAAAGGUCCCUGAUGUUUCUGUGACUAUCAGACUGAUGAAGUGUCCACUGAGACUCUCAGAGACUGUUGGGGGCCGGCUCUGGUGAUUGGUUGUCGGGGUAACGGGGCUGAACACGUGACUGCGUGAUGUUGAGUUACUCUUUAAUGUCAGGAGUCUCACCACGAUAGUGACUGUAAAGGAUUCUCUCUGCAACAGGUUUCUGAAAGUCUUUUUAAUCUGAAAGGAAAUCAAUCACAAUGAUCAGCUGUGUUCUAUGAAAACCCUCUGAGACCAAACCUGUCCUCUGCUGGUCCUAAACCCAAACCCACGACCUACUGUCUGUCCCCGGGGUCAACAGUGCUCAGACCCCCGACCCCUGACCGGCGCCGGCUCUGUCAGCAGAGAGCAAGACAAACUCGUUUUAUUUUUUUAACACUACAUUUCCUUUAUUUUUGUUUCUUUGAUUUUUCAGGUUGUGUGCUGAACUUGUUUGUGUCUUAUAAGGUUCUCUAUAUAAAAUGUCUUUGUACCGCUGUCCUGUCCCCCCCCCCCAUACCACUCUGUUACAUCAUGGCCUCCGUCACACAGUGACAUGGCGGUAACGUACCGUAACAGCCUCACCGAUUCCUGUCAGAGUCCAAACACCAAAAGUGAGGAAGAUUCCCGAUCAGACGCAAAGGUCUCAAAUCUUUUAAAGUUUAUUAUUUUAGCUGCAUUUUAAGGAAGCUCGCGCGGUCCGAACAAAUAACAUCAACAUCUGCUGGAAAAAUAAAAGCUUUGAGAAAAGUUCCCCAAAAAAUAUAACCAACACACGGAGAGAAAAACAGCAGUUUAUAUUUUAACUCUUUAAAAUGUCCAAAAUAAGAACUGACCUCUGCGAGGAGGCGGAGGUCAGUUUGUGUUUCAGUUUUCAACAUGAAGUAAAAAUAAAACCCGAGUUCACGUUUCCGUCUGUUUUCCUCCUCUGACCUCACCUGUGUGUUCUCCGUGUGUUUGACCUUUGACCUCUGCACACAGCUCGUACAGUACCUCCUAUGUGAUUGGUCAAAGCUUCUGGUUGGUAUAGAUUAUUGAGGUUAAACCUAUUGAAUCCUGUUUAUUGAUUAAUGAUGCGUUCAGGUUCAGCAGGUGAUAAUGAUUGAUCGAUCUGAUAGGAAGGAAUCUGAUCAUUGAUUUCUACAAUCUGAGGAUUUUCUGUGUUUCUGAAGCUUUCUGCCAAACUUCAUGGACUUCAUCAGCUCCGUCGUCAUGGAGACGCUUUUGUUAUAACGUGAUUUGAGUAUUUUGGUCGCAUCUGAACCGAAACGUUCACUUGUUUGUGCCGGUGUCGGUUUUAUUUUGGACAUUUUACAGAUUAAUCAAUAACUGAUCGAUGUAAACAGAAUCAAUAAGGAUAAAAACACACAGACGUCCUCCCGGUGUGACAGACAGAUGGACAGUUGGACAGCUUGUUGCCACAGUAACCCUCCUCUGUUUGUUUUUAGUUGAUGGUCGAGCUUUGAUGCUAAUAGUUAAUUUUUGUAUUUUAAUAAGAAAAAGGAAAAAAGUGAUUUUAUGUAUUUGCAUGCACUCCGGCCGUACGUUCUUUCUUCCGUAUGUUUGAGCACUGUAUAGUAGCUGUAUAGUAGCUGUCUGAGGUUUAGAUCGAACUCCGCUCGAUAGAGUAGAGACACCGAGAGAGAGACAGAGAGAGAGGACGAACCGACGAAAAACCAACAAGUGAAUUAUUUGAUGUAAUUACUGAUAUGGGAUCCUUAUUUUCUGAGUUCCUUUGUUUUCAUAAAUAAACACAUAAACUGA
This is a messenger RNA of Dicentrarchus labrax (European seabass), 5538 nucleotides long. RefSeq names its product bromodomain-containing protein 3. Gene Ontology annotation, cellular component: nucleus; chromatin. Gene Ontology annotation, biological process: regulation of DNA-templated transcription; chromatin remodeling. The record is from RefSeq and is a predicted model, not a curated record. NCBI's taxonomy places the organism in Eukaryota, Metazoa, Chordata, Actinopteri, Moronidae. The transcript is spliced from 12 exons. Bases 508 to 2550 code for a protein of 680 amino acids.